UGUUUAUGGUUGAAACGUUGUUAGCUUAAAACGUUAUGAUUGACUUUCCAAAGAUAAUACAGCUAUUAGUGCACCUACAAGGUCAUUGCGUUAAUUUAGUUAAUAUAAAAUCCCUAGCGGCGCAAUUUCCCAAGCUACCCAAAUUUCUAUAUAGCCGUCGGUAACGUUUCAUAAAACGUUUCACCCGCGAAAUUUGGGCAAAUAUGGCAUCUUCGCUGAUAGUUCCUGUUAUUGAUGUUCACGCCGAUAACUUCAAGGAGCUUUGGCCUGCUUUAGUCAUUGCAAUUAAAACGUCGUCCUUCAUUGCACUAGACACGGAACUGAGUGGUCUGGGAAACAGGAAGUCUUUGUUGGCCGAAUCUAUAGAGGACAGAUAUAAAGCCAUAUGUCAUGCAGCUCGCUCUCGAUCCAUCCUUUCCUUGGGGAUUGCAUGUUACAAGAAACUGGACGACAAGGCUACGGCCACAUACCUGGUCCAGGUGUAUAACCUCACCCUGCUGUGUUCGGAAGAGUACAUCAUAGAGCCACAGUCAGUUCAGUUCCUGGUGCAGCACGGAUUUGACUUCAACAGGCAGUACAGCCAUGGAAUCCCUUACUGCAAGGGCAACAACAAGGGAGGAUCAGAUGAUCGUGGAGUACACAUCCGAGCGUUGUUUACUGAACUGCUACGUGCCAGGAAAUCCCUGGUGUUACACAAUGGCCUCAUUGACAUGGCCUUCCUUUAUCAGAGUUUUUAUGCUCAUCUCCCCGAGCGUUUGGCCACCUUCACAGCCGACCUGUCUGAGAUGUUUCCUGCUGGUAUUUAUGACACCAAAUACGUUACUGAGUUUGAGCUCCGGCUGGCUGCAUCUUAUCUGGAGUACGCCUAUAAGAAAUGUCAGCUGGAUAAUAGUCGCCGUGUCACUUCUGGAGCAGUUGGACCUCAAGUCCACAUAGAAUUCUGUCAAUAUGCUGGUCAUAUGUCCACCUAUGUGGACUACAGGGAAUGUCCAGCUGUAACUACCUGUGACGGACAGACUGAUAUCUGCCAGCGUUUCUCUGCUUUCGGCUGGUGUCCAAAUGGCACAAAGUGUCCAUUAUCCCAUGACACAGACCUGAUCAUCCUCCAGGAUGAGAAAAGCAAGGAGGAUAAGAGGAAAAAGAGGAAGAGACAAAGAGAGAAAAAGAGAGAUGGAGGGGAGGCAGCAGAGGGCUCCUCUAUCUUUGACGGUGCCCCUGAAAACAAAAUGCCAAACAUGGACUUGGAUCCAAAAGAGAGACCAGCUGACCAACAAGAUGCCGAGUCAUGCUCAGACAAUAUGCCUCAAUUAGAAAGUGAUAGAAAUGCCAAACAGGAUGAAGAGCAAAGCAUGAAAACUGACGGCGAGGGCAACGGAACCUGUGAAGACAAAACGGAUCCCAGAAACUCUGCAAUGAUAACCUCUGUUAGCGAAAGCAGAACAGAAGUAGCUAGUGGUGACAGGUUUACUGAUGCCUCUGCUGUGGCUGAAGCUCAGAAGAAAAAAGCCGAUACAGGAACACAUCGGGCAGGGUUUGAUGCUUAUAUGACGGGAUACAUCUUUGCUUACUCAUGUGCCUUCACCAAAACGGAGGAAACUGGAGCAACGAUGGAUGAGAAAGAGCAGUCAUGGCUUCCCACCUGUCUUAAUAAAAUCUAUCUAAGCGGCAAGGCAGCGCCUCUCAAUGUGGUUAAAAGCACCUUCUCUAAAUCCUCCAAGGCCCAUGUGCAAAAGAUGGAGAUGUUGUGGGGUGGAAAAAAGUAGUGUGCACACUUCCAUACACCAGAGUCGACUAUUUUAGCAAAAGCCCAAGUUUCUAUUAACUAUUAGUUGAACUUCUUUCAGUUUUUAUUUAGAGAUUUUUUUUUAGGUUGGGCAGUCCUCAAAUGUGUGAUCUAGCUGUAUCAUUGGCUAAUUCAUCAGUUUAUGACCAAGUACUUGCAAAACAAAUGAUCUUCACAGCAGUCUUAAGUUUUAGUUUCUGGUCAUUUGAUGCUAACUGCUAAACUAAAAUAGCAGACAGCUGGAUAUUCCAAUUAUUGAGGGCACAAUCGCAUUCUGAAGUUAGCAUUUAACCCACAACACGUCGGUGCUCAUGCAAACAGCGAAUUUUAACGUUACAGUGCAAAUGUUAAAAUACAGGAACUUUCAUUUAUUUGGCAGUUUAGGAUAUUUGGUCAGAUGUUUAUCAGAUUGCAUGUUUUUCCCAUUUGAACUGUAAAAAAUGAGCAAGAGGUGAAUUGAAUGUUUUUUUUUUUUUUUUUAAUAUUACAGAUUUUGUAUUAUUUCCUAUUUCUAGUGGAAAAUAAAGCUCUUAAAGUCUGUAAUCCAUAUUCAU
Molecule: messenger RNA, 2337 nt
Organism: Melanotaenia boesemani (Boeseman's rainbowfish)
Lineage: Eukaryota; Metazoa; Chordata; Actinopteri; Atheriniformes; Melanotaeniidae
Gene: toe1
Product: target of EGR1, exonuclease
Exons: 8
Coding region: 204-1763 (519 amino acids)
Biological process (GO): snRNA 3'-end processing
Cellular component (GO): Cajal body; cytoplasm
Molecular function (GO): snRNA binding; 3'-5'-RNA exonuclease activity; metal ion binding
Source: RefSeq, a predicted model, not a curated record